GGUAAACGGAUGUGUCUUGGAAAAGCCCUGGCAGAGAUGGAGCUCUUCAUCUUCUUGACCACACUGAUCCAACGCUACAGCUUCAGUGUACCUCAAAGCGCCAGUUUGCCAACGCUCCAGGACAGAUUCGGUCUCUCAUGUUCCCCAUUGCCUUAUAAAAUUUGCCUCACGCAAAGGAGAUGUGAAGAAACGCAGCUUUGAUAUGUGUUUCAUGCGGUUAGGGGAGAUAUGGGGUGGGGGUUGGGGGUGGGGCUAACGAGAGAUGUGAAAUGUGCACUUGUUGUUAUAGAAGAGUUUUUGGUGCGAUCAAGAGCUGUGAAAUGUGCACUUGUUAUUAUAGAGUUUGGUGCGAUCCAGAGCUGUGAAAUGUGCACUUGUUAUUAUAGAGAGUUUGGUGCGAUCCAGAGCUAUGAAAUGAGCACUUGGUAUAAAAGGGGGAAAUUUGCUGCGUACGAGAGCUGUGAGACGUGCACUUGUUAAUUAGGGGAAAUAUCUUUAGUAUCUUAGUUUACAACCAAAAGAUGUUAAAUCUCGGAAGUUUUUACUAUCACAUUGGAGAAUAGUAUUGAUUAGGGUAAAAACAUUUUUUUUUACUGCAGCCUUAAGUACUAAUGCCCGGGGGGGGGGGGGUUGGGUGGCAGGGU
Messenger RNA from Lymnaea stagnalis (great pond snail), 644 nucleotides. Lineage: Eukaryota; Metazoa; Mollusca; Gastropoda; Lymnaeidae. The record is from the annotation of a GenBank genome assembly.